AACAGAACAUUCUCGUACUCCAUUACCAACAUGACGUAUCAGUGUCAUUUUGUGUCGGCUAGUCGAACCUCCAACAAGUCCUAUAUGUGCUCUUGUUUUAUUAUUCAUCAAUUCAUCACCGGCAUUUCUAAUGUGAGUUUGCAACAUUCUGGUGGCUUUACUAUCGGACUACCGUUAUUAAUGAGUUGGUUGUAAUUUGAGUUGUAUUAUGAAUAGUAUGAUAAAUUGAUAAAGGAUAUUUAAUCACGAACUGAAAUAUCUAUAAGAAUCUAAGGUUUAUCUUAGAUCGUGUUUUAAGUAGUCCUGAUAUAAAUAUGAUUAUAAUUUUAAAUAUCAAAGAAUUACUAAGUCAGAUUUUUUUAUUGUUUGUUAUAUGUGUUUAUUUGUUAUUAUUUGACUUAUAUGGAUUUCUGUUCAACCCUGUACAAAUAUUGAGCAAUUUUUAAAAUUUUUAUUGUAAUAGAUUAUUGUAAUUAGUUUAUUCUAUUUAAAAUAAGUACAGAACAAUUUGCAAUAUGCCUAAAAGAGGAAAAGAACCAAGAUCAUCAAGUCGUCAUUCUGUUGGUCGUUUUUCACCUACACAAUCACAACGGAAAUCUAGAAAUGACUAUCAAGUUGCCGGAUCUUCGCGUACAACGUAAAUAUUAUACUAAAUAUAUCUGUCUACUAUUUUCUCUUGCCUAAAUACAUUUCAUACUCAACAAUGUUGUUAAUACAGAUCAGAAUUACCUAAAUAACUAUUUAUUGUGGGUGCAACUCGAACUUGAGAAAACCUCUGCUACAAUUCCAGAUAUGUAGCCAGUAAUUGAUCGAAAAGUUGGACAAACAUCAAAAAAGACCUCUUCUGCUCAAUUUGAUUGUCAUAUAUGUAUUUUUUUUCCUAAGGAUGCAAUUCGGAUGUAGCCAAUUUACUUAUCGAUAAAUGAUUAUAUAAUUCACCAAAAUGUUUUAAUUUUAAAAACUUUAUAUUAAACUAAAAUGAAAUUUAUUAUUUAUUAAUAUAAACAUUUGAAUAAUGAGAAAUAAUAAGAGUAUAACUUCAAUAAUGAGUUGCAUUAGAAAUGAGUAAUGAUUUUAAUUUUUAUAGUAUAUAGUUAUGUUAAACAAUUUUUGUCCAAUUUUUAAUUAAAUGUAAACUUUUACAUUUAAAUAAUUCAAUCAUCUAAAUAAAUCGGAGUUGUUCUGUGAUAUUGUUAAGAAGGCAAAUAAAUAAACUUUAUAUGUACUUAUACCACAAAAUAAAAACUGAUUAUAAAUUAUUCAGAUUGAUUAUUCGAAUAUACUUAUUAUAUUUUAUAAUAUGAUAUGUACAAAUCCUCAUUAGACAUUUUCUUGAUAUGUUUAAUUAUUUUUUUGUGAAUAACUUUUCUAUCAAAAAUUGUGCCCUGAUUUUCAAGUUUAGCACAUUUUCUGAAAGAAAAUCUGACGGGGGUGGUACUUUAGAUAGAUAAUUUUUUGAUUUUUCCAGAGUUUUUCAUAAUGAAUGGUAAAACAAGAAAAUUUACAAAAUGUAUUAUUUUUAAAUAGUAAACAUUACAGCCUUUCAAAACAUAUAUAACUGAACUCCGCUCAGAAUCGUUUUUAGUUAGCAAUGAUUUAAUGAUUAAUCGUCACGUACAGAUAUACAUUAAAUUUUCCCUCUACCUUCCCAACUUCUCACCUACAACAGUGGACCACCCAUUUAGCAAAGUAUAUCUGUUUUUAAAUACCAAAACCUGUAUAUAACUGAUAGUUACGAGACUAUAAAAAGUGUCCUAUAGUAUUAUGGACAGAUACAAGAAGCGUCAUUGUAAAGAAAACAUUUUAAUUAAAAAUUAAAACUAAUAAAAAAAAAUUUACAUCAUAAUAACAAAGCGUUAAGGAAUAAGUACUGAAUAGUCUUAUGGUUUUAACAUAAUAUUAUUAUUAAUUUUAUAAAUUCUAUAAACUAUACAAAAUAUAAUGUAAAACUAAUAAACAAGGUUUUAUACCAUUAUAGUUCUUAAAUGUUAGUAUUUAUACAUUCAGUUUAUAGUAAUUGAAUCAUGAUUCAAUUACUAUAAACUGCACAAAUAUAGUGUUAUAAACGAAAAAAAAAAUGUUUUAAACGGAUAUACAUUUGAGUAUAUCACAUUGAGUUAUAAUAGUUACCUAUUUAAGUUAUUUUUCAGAUGAGGAAAUGUCUUAUAGGAAUAUAACUUAUUACAAUAUAAUAUCAUAAUGUAUUAACUGACAGCUGUUUUAUGAAAUUAUUAAUAAUUCACCCAAAUCAAAUUUUUUUAAUAAAAAUAUUGGUUGAUUUUAACCAAUUUAUGUGUGUAAUUAUUUAUUUCAUUGAUAUUUAUAUAGGAGUGAUUCCAGUUCUGGAAGACGUUCACCCCAUUCCAAAGAUAAUAUUAAAAAAUCUAGUGGAAACACACAUGAAAAUUCUUCUAAUCAAAAACAUAAUAUGUUAGUAAUAGUUUUACACGUUUAUAUUUUACACUAGAUAUAACUAAAUAAUUUAGUAUUGUGUGUCACUUUAGGAAUGUAGGUGAUAGUCCGAUCAUAUUAACAGACGAUGAUGAUGAUGGUUAUAAGAAUUUAGAUCACUCAAUGAAUAAAUUUCGAGGCAAUGGAAAUAAAAUGAAUCCUGGGCAGGACUCAGGCGAGGGUACACGCAUAGUAAAACAUUUUGUUCCUUCUGCUGAUAGGUAUGAAAAUAAUUUAAUUCCAAGUAAAAUUUAGGUAUCGUUUUAAAUUAAGGGUUUAUAUAUUAUCUUGGUGAAUAUCCCUUUUUUUAUGUGUUUCUGCUAGUUAAUUUCUUAAAAUGAAUUGUUUAUGUACACAAUAAAUAUAGGCAUAUAUGCUUAUUUUGUAGGAAUAUACUCUAAUAAAUGUAAUAUACAAAUUAGAAAAAUUAGCCUAUAAUAUUGUGUUGAUUUAAUUGACUAAGCAGGAUAUGCUUCUGUAAAUUAAUUAAAUAUAAAAUCAACAAAUAUAUGAGUCAUUCAGCUGGUAUAAUAGGUAUUUAAUAUCUAUGCAAUUCUAAAUUUCAAUAAAAUGUUAAAAUAAAACCGUUAUAAUCUGUCAUUAAAAUAAACAAAUAAAGUGCAGGUCAUUUUGACAUUUCCUAAAUUUAUUAAAACAAUAAUAUUAAUUAUUUUGCAGUUUAUUAAUUAAAAAUAUUUUCAAUAUUUGCUAUUAAGUUUGUGUGUUUUUAAUAAUAUUGUUAAUUAUGUAACUGAACGAGCAAAUAAGACUGUUAAUAUAUUACUUAGGAUAUGUUGAAAAAACAGUAUUUCAUCAUUGACUUUCUAUCUAUUUAAUAUUCACUAGAUACUAUAAUAUGUAUAAUAUGUAUUUUAAUUUUAAUGAAAUAAAUACAUAAUUAUAAUUCAUAAUAUUGGUAAAAUAGUAUUAUAUUAAGCUUAGAGUAAAAUAAUAAUAACAAUAUCAACUUUACCAAUUUUAAAUUGUAUUUAAUAACUGGAGAUUCAUUUUAUCUUUAAAGUAAACAUAAUAUUUUAUUGUAUAGUAUAUAUUUGUGUGGUGUAUGUUAAUUAAUAGGUAUAUGUCACAAAGUGCUCCUGAAAAACCAAUGUUUAGAGGACCAGAAACUGAUGUUUUACGAGAUCUUGUGAAGGACAAACUAAAAAACAUUAGAGUACAAAUGAUCAGAGCUGAUGUACAACAAAAUGAUUCAUUUCGUCAGGCAUAUGUAGUUGACGAUUCAGUAGCUAAUAGAUCAAAAGGUAGGUAAUUAUUUGUUUCAAAGAAUAUUAUUUUUAAUGGCAAAAUAAAAUUUAGUAUUAUGUAAUUCAAAUUACAAGAAAUUUCUUGUAAUUCAAUUCAAGUUGGAAAAUACUAAUUUAUUAAGAAUAUUAUUAUUUUUUACAGUUGGACUUUGUUUUGCCUAAUCGAUUCAAGGAAUCAUACUAAAAACUAUUAGGAUAUUUUUUUUGUAUUUGUGCUCUUAUAAUAUGUUUAUUUAAUUUAAUUUCUUUUAAUGAUAUCACACAAUUCAAUUUUAUUCCUGGAUUUUUGUGGUGAUCGAUAUAAGUUUAUUUCAUAUAUCUCAAUUUUCACCAUUGAGUUUUUUUCUUUUAACUUCAUCUUUAAAUUAAACAUGUAAUAAUCAUGUUGUGCUUAUAAUAUCUCUAGAUUAUUCAUAUUGUAGGUUUUAAAUAAAAAUUAUAAUUUUAUCUAGGUUUUAUUAUUUAUUAUAAUAUUGUUUAAUGAAUAUGCAGUAUCAGCCAAAUGGGAGUCAUUGAUCACAUAUGUUUUAGAAUUUAAAAGUUCAAAUCAAAUUUAAAUUAAGUUAAUUUAUUAUUAUUAAAUAAUUAUUUUGGUUGUAUAAUUAUUUCAAUUUUCUUAUGGCAGCCAUGUAAAAUAUUUCUUCACUUUAAGAUUAAAAUUAUUUAAUGUGUUAAUAUUUUGAUAAAUAAUGAAUUUUGUAUAAUUUUUUUAUUGUUUUAUUAAACAUUCGUUUUUCUUGAUAAUUAUUAAUUUUAAUUUACUAUAAAUAAAAAAAAAUAUUGAUUGGUCAAAUAUAUUUAAAUUAAUUCAAUUUAUUUGACUCAUAUUUCCAAUUUACUUAUAUUUUUCUGAUUUAUUUUAAAAGCAAAGUGACACCAUUUUAUGGCAACUGCAUUGAAAACUCAAGAAUGUUAUUCAAGGCUAUGCAUUACAUUACUUUUAAAGUUCAGAUAUAAAGUUUGAAGGGUCAUGGACACAUUUUUCUACUCCAUAAAAAUUUGAUUACACUGCAUUAUACACUUCUAAAUUAAAAAUUAUUAAAAUUCAAUUGGUUAAAAUAUCCAUAUCAAUAAUUUUAGAAAAAUAUUAAACUAAAAAUUAAUGCUACGGUGUACAAAAAUUAAUAAUUGCUAUAACAUCAAUUUUACAGAUUAAAAAAAAACCAAUUAUUAAAAAUUGAAUACUAAAAUAUUUAAAAAUUCAAAGGAAAGUUGUUCAAAUAACAGGUUAAUUAUAUAGAAUAUGAUUUUUUUUAAAUCAAAGAAACAUUUAUUUUGUUAAAAUGUAUAACUAAAAUUUGUUAUUUAAUUCCACUAUACAUUUUUUUGUCUAUGUUAUAAUAAAGUUUCAGGAAUGUAUUAUAAAUUAUUAUUAUAUUAUUGUAAAUCGUUGAUUAAAAAAUUUAUUGAAUUAUUAAAAAUGCGUUAACUCCCUUAGUAUUCGAGAACAACUUUUUAUUUUAUAAUUCACAUUACUGUCUUUUACAACCAGAUGUCAAUAUAAAUAAUAAAUAAUCUUUUUUUAUAUAUAUAUAUAUAUAUAUAUAUAUAUAUAAUUCUGUAAUCAAUGUUAAUCAAUUCAAGUGAGCAUUUGGAAUUUUUUGAGUUUUAUGCUGUUAUUGGACAUCUAUCUACUUGUGUUCAGAAUUUCAGAACUCAACUUGUUAUACAUUUGGCUAUACAUUACUCAAACAUACACAAACAAUGUGCCAAUUUAUUUUAUUUUUAGUUUUUACCUAUAUUUUUUUAAAUUUUCAAAAUGUAUUUUUUCUUUUAUGAACAAAUUGGAAAUUUGGCUUUUAAUGGUAAUUCUAUGUUUUUGUUAUAAACAUAAUGUUGAUUACUUUAUUUAUAAUUUUAUGGAUUAUUAGAAAAAUAAUACUUGUGUAGAUAAUUGUUGAGAACUAGUUAAAACAUAUAGGUAAAGAUUUGAAGCUGUUGUGGUUCACUUUAAUAUAACACAAUAGAUGUGGACUUAAUAGUAAAGAAGAGGAUGAGAAUUUAUUUAACAGCAAAUAACUUCAUUAUGCAUUCAUAUUAUUACUAAUAUUUCCGCAUGAAAACCAAAACAAUAAUAAUGAAUGUCUUAAUUUUAAAGUCUAUAGCAACGAUUCACAAUCUUUUAGUUUUAAGUUAAUCCUUUUGCGAUCCAUAAAUAUUAUUAAUAAUAAUAUAAAUCAUAAUUUUUAUUUAAUAACUUGAUUUUUAUAACUAUAUAAUUAUUACAAUAUUAUAAAAAUAAUUACCUUUUAUUCAAAUUAAAUAUUUUAAUGACUUCCUUGAUGCUGAACACUUAACAAGUUCUUAAAUAUUGGUUGGAAUAUUAUACAAUAUUGCACACCACCAUGUUGAGGAUCAAUUGGUUUUCUGUACUUGGAUUUUAUGAUUGCUAAAGCAAAAAACCUAGCUCUACAUAGGUAUGUUGUUGGGAAUAGUUUUUAAGUAUUUUCAGCUUCUUUUGACAAUAUAGAUUUGUUUUUGAGCUGUAGCUAAAAUUAAUUUUGGACCAACAAUUUUCUUUAAAAACUUAAUUAGUUUGAAGAUCCCAACUGAAUUAACCGAGCAUGGUAUAUUCGAUGGUAUUGUAGUACUGGUCAAGUUCAAACUUUAAUUUUUCCAAGUAUUCUUGAAGAAGGAAUUUUAAAUCAUCUAAUAUAGAUUUUAUUGAAUUUUUUAGAAAUUCACUUAAGACUAAAAAAUUUAGUAAUUUUCCUGCCAAAGUGCAAUUUUGAUUUAAAUGAUAAUAUUUUUUCGUCAAUCUCAACCAUUAUCUGUUUUUUAUUUUUCAAUAUUCAACUCAUUUAGCAGUUCAAAAGUAUCACUUAUAAAAGCCAAUUUGAUUACAUACCCACACAUCAUAAUUAAAUUUGCAACAUCAAAUGAUGCCUUUACAGCUUUCUUUUAUGAAAUUUUAGUUGAUUUUGACAGACAGCCAAACCGCAUACGUUCUAUUUUAUUUGCAUGUUUAUUCCAAAAUAGUAAUAACUAUUAAUCAUUGUUUAAUAAACAGAGUUGAGUUAUCUCUUGAGUUUAUUUUCUUUCCUGUAUUUUUCUAAUAAAACUUGCAAGCAGAACACACAUUGAGGACACAAUAAACUCUAUUUAAAACAGAACUUCAAACUUUCCUUUUUUUUACAGCUGAACACAUUUAACCAUACUAAAAUUUAAAAUAACAUAUUAUACUAUGUUAAUGGAUUAUAUUAUGUAAACACUAAACAACGAUAGGGCAGAUUGAAUGUCAUGACUAGAGUUGUAAGCUUGAAAAUGUACAUGUGAAAUUUUAUUUUUUAUUAUUAUUGAAAUUUUCAACAACUGACAUUUUUCAGUUUUAUGUUGUUAUGGUAGUAAUUUAUUAUGGUUAAUAGAUUAUUAUCUAUAACAAUAGUUAAUCUUAAUAUUUAGUUUUUAACUUCUUGUAUUGAAUAUACUAUAUUGUAUUAUAUAAUAAAAAUAUAUAAUGUAUGUAAUGUAAGAAUGCAAAUUGUAUUAAACAAUUUGUAAAGAUUAUCUUUAAUUUUCUAAUUUUUUUUUUUUUAAAUUUAUAAUAUACAAUAUUUUUAAGUAAUAUUAAUAUAUUAAACAGUUAGUAUUUUUAUUUUAUAAAUAAGUUGGUAAGUGUUUUAUAUUUAAUUAACAAAUGGUCUAUAAUUUUUUGAAAAUGUACAGCUCUAGUUGUGACAGUUCUGGAAAAUGUGAACAAAAAUAGAAAUUGCAUGGGUUUAAACCAAAUUAUUUAUGAUAUUUUCUUACUUGAUCUUUUUUUUUUUUUAACCAAAUUUUAAAUAUUAAAUAAAAUGUGAAACAUGCUUCCCCGAUCUACCAUAUAACAACCUUCACAAUCUGAAGGUGGGAACCUCUGUUCUAUUAAAAUUGGAAUGCAUAAAUGUUUUAUUUUUUAUCUUUAAUUGCUUUAUUCAGAUCAGAAAUGGUUUUGAAUCCCUAUCUGUCAUCCAUGUUCAUAAUUUUAGACCUCUGGAUAUCAUUUAGCUGUUCGUUAUAGACACACAAACUUCCUUUUAUUUUGUUUUUAUUUUAUUCAUUAUCAUAUAAUAAUUUUUAUACUAUAAUUGUUGCUUUUACAUUUUGUGAAUUUUUUACAUAAACUACUAAGUAAAGAAUAAUUUACAUUUUUUAAUCAUAAAUUAAUUUUAAUAUGUUUAAUUAUACCCUUAUUGUUUUAAUUAAUCUUCUACUUUACAAAACAUAAAUUUUAAAUAAUUAUAAAAUUUAUAAAUUGCUGAGAAAAAAAAUAUUAACAUUUGCAAAAUCAUGACUAUUCAAUUUUCACCAUCAAAUACUUUGAAAUAGGUAAUAUAAAAUAUAUACCUUAUCUAUUGCAAUAAUAAAAAUAUUGACCUACUUCACACGAUUGAUGGGCCACUGUUGUAGAUGAGAAGUUGGGAAGAUAGAGGGGAACUUUAAUGUAUAUCUGUAUGCAAAUAUUAAUCAUUACUAACAAAUAACGAUUCUGAGUAGAGUUCGGUUAAACAUGUUUGAAAAGCCGUAAUAUUUAGGAUUUGAAAAUUUUACAUUUUGUAAAUCUUCUCCUUUUUCUACAUUUUUCCCAUUUAUAAAGAAAACCCCUGGGAAAAUAAAAAAAUGACCUCUUUACGAUGAGGAUUUAAUUGAUAUGGAAACUAAUUGACCCAUGGUGAUCAAGGCCAUUUAGAUUCCUUUGACAGCUAGUUUUCCUGCAGCUAUUAAAUUCUUUACCUUCUAUAUCCUUUUUGUGAACUUCAAAUCUUAUGGAUCUAAAUGGCCAUUCACAUUGUAAUUGUAUACUUACAUUUUAUCGUGGUAAACAAAUCAAUAUAUUGUGGUAUUAUAAUAUCAAUUAAUCGUUUUCUUUUUAAAUGAUCAGUCUUCAUACAAAAUUUAUUAUUAUCAGGGUUUGGAACUUGGAGCAUUUGUUUAUUUUUUUGACUUGAAAUUAAAUCUUAGCAUAUUGCUUUUGAAAUUUGUUGUUUAUGAACAUGAAAUUGAAAAGUACUGUUUUAGCCAAAAAUGUUGUUUUUUAAAAAUUGAUUAUAAAAUAAAAUAAUUAAAUUUAUUUACUUUUCAAAGACGGAAUUGGAAAAAUUGAGGUAAGACAAAAUUCUUUGGUUUUGUGAAAAUAAUUGUAUUAACAUAUUAUUAUGUUCCGGGAUUUAUUAAAACUGUACCAAAACUACUGUACCAUUUCACAGCUAAUUCAACAAUUAUUUCUAGUCAUCGCCAAGUUUCAUCCUUUUUAACCACUUCUUCCCGCCUAAUUUUCAAUUUUCCCAAUAGACUUUCCUAUGGAAUGUUCUUCCAGAACUGUCCUUAACAGUGUUAUUUGAUUUCUCUUCAUAUAUAUUCAGCCUAUUGCUAUGUUCUUUUUUGAUGGUUUUUAAAAUAUUCUUUAUCAUAUUAUAAUUUUAAGUAAAUAAGUUGAUCAUGAAAUAUUAACAUGUUAAUGUUCUGAAUACAUUUCAAUGUAUUUUUAAAUUUGAUUUUUAACUGUCCAAUUAAACUUCUUUAAAUAUUUCUUACUACACUUUCCUGAUUUCUAUCCAUUAGGUUUGUAUUACAAAAUAAAAAAUAAUACAAAUUUUGUAAACAAUUGUAUUGCAACAUUUAUGACACACAUCUUCCGUUAAUUAAUUUUUCAUUACAAUUUUGAAAACAUUUAUAUUUUUAUAUGAAAUUAUAGGAGAAAAAAACCAUCAACAUGUUGAUGAUCGACAACUAUCAUGUUAUAAUUCAACUCGAAUGCAUUAUGAUAAUGGAGGUCAGUAUAUUUAAUUUUCUUAAUAAAAUAAAGUUAAAUUACUUUUUAGGUAUAUUUAUAGUAAUUAUGAAAUAAUUUAAAUUUAGAUAAGAAUUAUGGAAUGAACCAUUCAUUGAGUCCUUCAAGGGUAAUGCCUCGUGAUCGGAGUAUAUCUCCACAAAGUAAUAUUAGUCGUCCACCUUCUCCUCCUCUACCUUACUCUCCUGAACGAGAUCGUUUUCAUUCUGACAAUAUGUUACACAGAGAUAGACCAAAACGCUCUCCAGAACGGAAAGUUCAUGAACGUCCAUCUAGGGAUUUCACAGAUCAGUUAAUAACUCCCAUAUUAAUUAAUGUUACAUAAUAAAAUAAAUCAUUAUAUUAAAUUUAUACGUUUAAUUUCAUGGGUUUUUUUUUAGACACAAAAUGAAUAACUUUUCUUCUGGUCCUCCAGAACCUAGAUCACCAGAUAUGCACCGUUUUAGAUCAGGUGAUCACAGUAGACACCGUAUGAAGGAUGAUUCAAUUCGUUUUGAAAGUCGCACAAGGCGUAGUAGAUCGCCUCCUGGAUAUUUUAGAAAUAAUUAUUCUUUUAAAAGUCCAUCACCCAAUAAUCGUUCAUUUUCUCCCAGUCAUGGCCAAUUGCCCGUGUCACCACCAUCAUCGCGGGACCUUUCUCCUCCUUUAAGAGACCGUCCAACAUAUCCUAAUGAUCGUUUACGGAGAAGACGUUCAUCACCACCUAGACGUGAUCGUUCAAGAGAUAGACGUCGUCAUGUUUCUCCUAGAAAAAGAACAUCUCCAGGACGAUCACCUAUAAAGCGUAAAGGUUUGUCCUUCAAACAAUUAAAGUUACUAUUAUAAUACAAGAUAUUCAUAGUGUUUCUAACAUUAAUCUUUACUAAUUAUAUAAUAUUCAGAUUCUAGUUAGUGUAAAUUAAAUAAACAUAUUAAUUAUAAUGUAAAUAACUGAAUUUGUGAAUAAUAAUAAUAACAAUAUAGUAUAAUAUAAAUUUAUGUGAUAAAAUGGUUUUUUAACACUUAGAUGAAAUUAAUUGUUUUAUAAAAAAAAACACUUUAAUAAUAAUAUAAGAAUUGUAUUAAACUUUAUAUAAAUAAUACCAAACAAGACAUACAUACUUUAAAUGAUGGGAAGGCCAUUGUUGUUGGUGAGAAUUUAUGAAGGUAGGAUUUAGAAGGGAAUACAAUGUAUUCUUGUAUUCAACGAUUAAUCAUUACAAAUAAAAAAACGAUUCUAAAUGGAGUUUGGUUAUACAUAUUUUAAUAGAUUGUAAUAUUUACAAUUUUCAUCAAAAAUUUGAUACUAAAAUUUUUUUUAAAAAAAUAAUACACUAAAUUAAAAUAUUUUUUUGUUGACCACUACUUAUAACUUGUAAUGAACCUCCUAUUGAAUUGUCAAGUAUUUCUGUUUGGUCUAACAAUUUUAUCCACAGAGUAUUUACUAAAGAAAUAUUACGUAAAAAGAUUUACAAAAUGAAAAUGUCUAUAAAUAGCUCAAAAAUGUCUGAAAAUUGUACCACCUGUAUAAAAGGCAAAUAUAAUAUUUUAUACAAAUUUCAAGUCUCUACUAAGAUUUUUAACUGAAUUCCAACCAAAAAUAAAGUUAAAAAUAAUAAAAGGUUAUUUUAAUACAUUUUCACAUUUUUCUUACCUUUUUGCCUAAUUAAUUUGGAAACUGCUUGAAGAAUCGAAAAAUAAUCUUCUUGUGUACUAACUUGGGAGAAUUUUUUUUCAAAAAAAAUGCUACUUAAAAAUCAGAGCAAGAUUUCUGGUAGAUUUUUAUACACAGUAUAAUAAUCUUAAUCAAAAAUAAACAUCAUUAUUAAAUCAAUACAUUCCUCACUUUGCUUAGAAUUUAAUAGUUUGUUUUAUCAGUUAUUGAUUAGUUUUAUUUUUUUACUUUUUUUUUUCAGUCAUAUUUAAAGUUUUAAUAUGAUACGGUUUUAUGUUUUAUUUGAAAUACUUGUUAAAUGUUGAUUAUUCUUAUUAAAUAUUAUUUUAUGUUAGAUAAUACUAGAAAACGACCUAUUAAAAAUCAAGAAGGGCGUAAACGAGAAGCUAAAGAUAGAAAGAGACGAUCUCAAUCCAAUCCUAAAUCUACAUUACAAGUAUAAUAUUGAAUUAAUUAAUUUCAAAAUGUUCAAUGAUUACUAUUUCUUUCAUUAGGAUCAACAGCAACCGCAACAACCUUCAUUCCAGCAACCCCAACCAAUCUAUCCUCCACCACCUGGAGUUGUGCGACUGCCACCGCCACCAAGACCUUUCCCUCCAAUGAUGAUUCCACUACGACCACCACCUUUUCCCUCGAUGGGUGCAUGGAGGCCAAGAAGGCCACCCAUUCAAGCUCCACCACCAUCUGGUUGGCCAUAUCCACGUAAGUUCCAUAAAUUAAUAAUUAUUUGUUACAUUGUGGUGGUUUGACAUGAGUAUGUUGUUGUAUUGUUUUAGAACCAUUUAAGUUAACAACAAUUUAAAUUAAAUUAUUCUCUAUGUGUUUCUUAAAUCGUCAGUAAUAAAAAGCAACCAUUUUUUUUUUUUUUAAUUAAUUAAAUAUCUUAUUUAUAGUGACUUGAAUUUGAGAUUUGAAAAAUUACACUAUGGUGUACUAGAGAAACUGCACACUUUUUAAGUAUGAUUGGUAUAUUUAUAUUCAUAUUCCCCAUAUUGUUAACACAAAUUUAAGUCCUGCGGAUUAUGACAAUAUUCUCUAAAUUACUUUAGAAUUCUUAUCUAAAAAUAUACAUACAAAUAUGACAGUAAUGUAUUGUGAUAUAUAUUAUAACUUAAUAUAAUCUACAUUAUCCAUAUUUAUGGUUUACAGUAAUAAACAUGUUAAAUAAAAAGCUGUAUUAUUUUUGUUUCAUCAAAAUAAUAGGCAGAUUUAUAAAUUAGUAGUUUAAUAUCAUUAGUUAAAUAACAAUAUUUGUAUCAUUUAAUCUAUCGGAUAUAUCAAUAUAUUUUCGAGAUAUUUUAUUAUUAAUAUUAUCCAGGAAUAAUCUAGAUCAAUGUUUCUCAACUUAGGGGGCUUUGAUCCCUUUUGGGGUCGCUCGCUAACUAAUCAUUUAAUGUCACUAAAAAUAUAAAAUAUUGGAUCGCCAUGUAUAAAAUGUAUAUUGAGGGCCGCGGCAGUAAAAAGGUUGAGAAACACAGAUCUAGAUAACAACAAUUGAUAUUAUAAUAUAUAUAUAUAUAUAUAUAUAUAUAUAUAUAUAUAUAUUUAUGCAUGAAAACAAGUUAUAAUAAUAUAUGUUUUUAGUAAUAUUAUCUGUAUGAUACAGAAAAUUAUAAAUUCAAAGAUAUUAUCACCACCAAUAAUCACAUUUAUUAAGUUUCUAAAGUUCUUGUGUGUUUAAUAAAUUCAAUAUUUUUUUAUUUUUUCUUGCUCGUGUUAACCAAAUUUUAUAGUAAUAACUUUUUUUUCAUCUUUAACCAUCAUAACCUAGAAAUAAACUAAACUUACUUAAUUUAAUUUUAAGGCCUAAAUUAAGCACCAAUACUGGAGAAUUUAUUUGUCUUCAGGUUGCUAUCUAUAUCCCUGCUAAAUGUGACCAAGUUCACUUUUACCACAAAACAUCGAGUUUGACCCAUCUCUUGUAAUAGCUUUAAUUUGUGUUUGCAUGUGUAUAAUCGUCAAUGUAUUUUGUACAUGUGUGUCAUAACCAGUAGCAGACUGGCCCUGAGUGUUAUGGUAAAAUCAUACCCCGGGUGUUAACCUAAAUAAGUAUAAAUUAAUGGAAACAAAUAAAAUGUUGUCAUUAACAAUUAAUUUAAUGUGUGUAAAAUCAUUAUAUAUUUCCAAAAAAAUAGUUAGAUUUUAAAUGUAAUAAUAAUCAGAACGACAAUAUUUAUAUAGAUAAAUAAUACCUUUAAAUAUUAAAAUAUUUCCAUUAUAUCUGACACACAAUUGAUUCAAGAAUUAAGUUGAUAAUUGUAAUAAUUUAUGCAUGCCAUGCCAUCAUUAUUUCAUGCUAUCAUUUAAUUAACGUUUAUAAACAUGUUUAUUAUUUUUCUGGUCAAACAAAUUACAUGUUUUGAAGAUUGAACUAUAAUAAUAUAAUAAAUAUUGUUAUUUACAAUUUAUUUUUAUUAUUAAAGUUAUUAAAAUAGUGGUUGUUUAGUAUGUGUGAAUACGCCAAACCUUAUAUUAAAUUUGAGAAUUAAUUAAUAUAAUUAAUUACAAUAAUAAUGUUCCUAUAAUUCAUUAACAGAAUACUCAGCCCUAUUGAGAACACACACGUAAAAUAAAUUUAAUAAUUCACUUUAUAUGCUUUGCUUAAAAAACAUUUGUAGAUUAUUUGUAUUUACAAAUAUUUAUUUUAAAUGUAUACAAUUGGCUACAAACACAAAAGUCUUAUAUAUUCAGUAAAUACAUGUGUAUGUUAAUUUAUUAAUAAUAUUUAUUAAACAAUUAUAAUGGUUCAUUACUAUUUCCAAAGCUAUUGUGAACACACAUUUUAUUUGUAAAUUGUAAAUUUAACUGAAAAUUAUUUAAAAAGCUAUCCAAUAUGCACUAAUGUUUCUUUAAAUAUUAGUGAUAAUCAUGAAAUAGGACUUGCAUAAGAAUAGUAUUUGCUUAUUUUGUUGGCUUGACAUAAUAUCUAGCAGAUGUGGAUAUUUAUGUCAUGUUAAAAAUAUUAAAUUUGAAAGUGCCUUUUUUAUUUAUUUCGGAAUUUUGUUAAACAAAUUUUCAAUAGUUUUUUGCUCUUUUAAUCGCUUAUUUCAGGGCUUAAAUGAAGUUUUUUUUCUGAUUUAUUGUGUUAUAAGUACUAAAUUUUGGUGAUAAUUCAAUGUAUGUUAAACAAAUUUUCGAAUGUACAUUUCUUUUCUUUUUACUAUUUUUAAAAUUACUUUAAUAUUUUGAAUAUUUUUACAGGCCCAAGGCCAUUCUACUUCCCCUACUAAAAUGGAGUGUCUACGAAUUAUUAUUUUUUACAUUUUUUUUUUUUUUGUUGUAUUUAUUUCAAUUUUAGUAAAAAUCAAACAUACAUCUCCCAGAUGGUACAAUUAAUAUUUAAUAAUAAACAUUUUUUAACCAUAAUGACAUGAAUUUUAUCAUAAUUUUAAUUUGAUUAUGACAAACAAAUAAUAAUCAAUUUAUUUAUUUUCAUUUUUUUAAAGUAAGAAUGUGAAUGUAAAAUUAAAAUUAUUUCACUAGGAUAUAUUUAACAUUUUCUUUUUAUGUUUUUAACAUAAAAUUUAAAUACCUGGUUUGAUUUGUAAAAGUUAUUGAAGUUUUAUUUUUCAAUGCAAAUGUAUAAAGAGAAACUAAUAAAAAUAAUUUAUAAUUUAUCAAAUACUUGAAAGGAUUUGAAUCUAUAAAAUAUAAUUGUUUUUUUGUUUAAUUUUUGAUCUAAAUGAUCAAUGUACAUGACUACUAAUUAUGUUAAUUUAUUAUUGUAAUCUAAUGCAGUAUUGGAUAUAUAUGUAUUAUGUUAACAUGAUUAAAUCAUUUUUUUGAAAUCUUCAAUUAAUUCUAAAACAUUAAAAGUACCUAAUACGGUACCUUUAAAAUACAAAUAUAUUAGGUUUUGCAUAUUUUAAGUAAUGUAUACAUAAUUUUAUAUUAAUAGUUAAUCUUAUUUCCAUUUAAAAAUAAGAUUAAGUUUGAUGUAGAAUAAUAAAAUACAAUUUAAUUAUUGCUAUUUUUAAAAUUAAAUUUGAAUUAUAUGUGUAUAUUCUAUUAAAAUAAUUGUAUUGUCUUUCUUUAUAUCUAUAUACAAGUACCUAUGGCCUAAAAUCAUUUAUAUUUUUAAUUUAUUAAUAAACAUUAAGUUUAAGUAGAUUUUAUUUAUUUUUCAACGGUAUUAUAAAUGCAAAAACAUGAACAUGAAUAUAGUAAGUGUAUGUAAUGUAUUGGUUUUACAAUGAUGUUUUUUUUUUUUUUUUGUAAACAUAUACCAGAAAUCUUGUUUAAAUAUUCAGAAGUGUAAUCCCUUUUCUGUAGGGUGGUACUAUAAGUUCAUUUUUAAAUUUUCCAAGUAAUUUUUAUAAUAAUUGGGGAAAAAAAGUAGAAACAACAGAAUAUGUACGUAAAUGGAUAAAAAUAAACUAUGCUCUGAAUCAUUUUUUUGUUAGCAAUGGUUUUUCAUCAUUGCGUACAGAUAGAAAUUAAAUUCCCAUCUAUAUCCUACCUUCCCAACUUCUCAUAUAAAAAAGUGGUCCACCCAUUAUGCGGUGUAUGUCAGUCUUUUUUUAUGUUAAUGCACUUGUUAUUAAAGUUAAAUUAUUUAAUUGUUAUCAAACUCUAAGUUGAAACACUUUUGUAAUAUAAUACAAUUAAUUUGAUGUCAAAAAAAAUUUUACUGAAUAUAUUCAUCAGUGUUUUCAAAAAGCACCAAACUAGAAUAACAAAAUACUAAAGUUGUCAUAUUCAGCACUAAUUAAAUUGAUUUCAACCAACAAUCAAUCAAUUAGUUGUAAUAAAUUAUAAUGUAUUAAUAAUAUUUCACUACAUUUUAUAUUACUUACAUUAAUGUUUUAUCAAUUCAAUUUGAAAAUAAUUUUCCACUCUAAAAAAUAUGAGG
Cinara cedri is the source of this 15992-nucleotide messenger RNA. The record is from the annotation of a GenBank genome assembly. Lineage: Eukaryota; Metazoa; Arthropoda; Insecta; Hemiptera; Aphididae.